CUUUUCCAUUUUGCUGUUGUACGUUGCUGAGUCCUUAAAUUCCUAUAAAGUAUCCCUAUACACUUUUCAAGAUGGGUAGGGAGGAUAAAGCAACAUGGAAGUCAAAUUAUUUUACUAAACUUGUUCAAUUAUUGGAUGAUUAUCCUAAAUGCUUCAUUGUGGGUGCGGACAAUGUCGGUUCUAAGCAAAUGCAACAGAUUCGUAUGUCGCUGCGUGGAAAUGCUGUUGUACUGAUGGGUAAAAAUACCAUGAUGAGAAAAGCGAUUCGUGGUCAUAUUGAACGUAAUGCAGCAUUGGAGAAAUUAUUGCCUUAUAUUCGUGGUAAUGUCGGAUUUGUUUUUACCCGAGGUGAUUUGAUUGAAGUGAGAGACAAAUUGCUGGAGAAUAAAGUACGGGCACCAGCCAGAGCAGGAGCUAUUGCACCUUUAAGUGUUAUCAUUCCUGCACAAAAUACAGGACUUGGUCCUGAAAAGACUUCUUUUUUUCAAGCUUUGAGUAUUCCGACUAAGAUCUCAAAGGGUACUAUUGAAAUUAUAAAUGACGUUCAUAUUCUUAAACCUGGUGAUAAGGUGGGAGCUUCAGAAGCUACGCUCUUAAACAUGUUGAACAUCUCUCCUUUUUCUUAUGGCUUACUGGUUGAACAAGUGUACGAUUCUGGUACUAUUUUUGCACCUGAGAUUCUAGACAUCAAACCUGAGGAUCUGCGUGAAAAAUUUAUGGCUGGGGUUGCGAAUUUGGCUUCAGUCUGCUUAGCGAUUGGUUAUCCUACGGUCGCCAGUGCACCACAUAGCAUUGCAAAUGGCUUUAAGAACUUGCUAGCAAUCGCCGCUGUUACUGACGUUGAAUUUGUGGAAGCUGCCACCAUCAAGGAAUAUGUCAAGGAUCCAAGCAAGUUUGCCGCCGCCGCCGCUGCUGUAACAGCUCCAGCAGCCAUAGCUACCGACGCUCCUGCUGCAGAGAAGAAAGAAGAGAAGAAGGAAGAAUCAGAGUCAGAAGACGAUGACAUGGGUUUUGGACUGUUUGACUAAUGCACACGUAUUUACAUUAUGUGUGCAUAACCAUCUGAAACAAUUUUUGUCGUCAAGGAAACAAGCAUUGAUUCAGAUUUGGAUCAUUUUAUAAACGCUUUUCUGACAUUAAAAUAAAAACAAAUAAAAUUGAA
Messenger RNA from Monomorium pharaonis (pharaoh ant), 1162 nucleotides. It is a transcript of the gene RpLP0, whose product is annotated as 60S acidic ribosomal protein P0. The transcript has 5 exons. The record is from RefSeq and is a predicted model, not a curated record. NCBI's taxonomy places the organism in Eukaryota, Metazoa, Arthropoda, Insecta, Hymenoptera, Formicidae. Gene Ontology annotation, cellular component: cytosolic large ribosomal subunit. Bases 72 to 1028 code for a protein of 318 amino acids. Gene Ontology annotation, molecular function: large ribosomal subunit rRNA binding; structural constituent of ribosome. Gene Ontology annotation, biological process: ribosomal large subunit assembly; cytoplasmic translation; ribosome biogenesis.